AUGACCAGUCUUAAGCGCAAAGCUAGUCAAGAGUUAACUCACAACUCGAUAGAAGUUAUUGAGCCGAUUCACGGAGACGAAAUGUUCGAGACUAUAUUGGGUUGGUUUUGGGGCGCCUUGGAAUGGUUUCGUAGAAGGGUCGAUCCAUUAUAUACAGACAUGAGCUACAACAACAUUGAUGUAGUCGCAGACGAACAUAUUCAGAGGGCAGAAGCGAGAGAAGAUGGGUCAACUGCGGUCAAGCGGCAGAGAAACAAAUCAAGACGCGACAAGCACCGAAGUACCUCAUCACAUCAACCAAGGAAAGCAUCAAUAAAUAUGGACCCAACAAAGAGCUUGUCGGAAGAAGAGCUGAGGGCAGAGGCCGAUGCGCAAUGGAUCCCACCAGCCUUCGGUGCUCCUACGAAACCCAUAGAACAAGAGGUUAUAGUGAUACCGGAUGAUGACGAUGAGGGGGAAAACGAAGAGGAAAGACCAAAGUCGAUAGCAGACACGCUGCGACCACCACGAUCACCCAAGGCUCCCACCACACGCCUCCAGUCGAUGAGAGACCUGAGGCGCACAUCUAAGGUCACUGUUGAGACUUCUUUACACGACCACCUAGCCGAAUUAUUAACUUUGAAUGAUGAACAAGACGAUAAAUCCGGACCUUCGCCAUUUGCCAUCUCGACACGAGCUCAAGAAAAGCAUAAGAGGGAUCGUGAAGCGCAGGAGCUCAAGGAAAAGCAAGAAAAGAUUCGGAUCGCAAAAGAACGCAGACUGGUACGACGAGAUCCAUCGAAUCGGUUAGUACAUGCAUUGGACGACAAAUGGGAGGACAUUGUUUGUGAAGCUCUGGACCGUGCUCGGAAGAAUGGGAAUUUGCCAAUUACCCAAUCGCAGGGUGGCACUCCAUUACAUUACAAAGACUUUGGAACUCUACUGGGUAGAAACUCAUGGCUCAACGAUGAGAUUAUCAACACUUAUAUUGAAUGGGUGGUGGAAGCUGCAAACGAAUUCGCAAGAGAAGAGGCAAAGGCUACCGGAGAACCUGUAGGGAAAGUCCCAAAAUUCAUAGCACAUAACAGCUUCUUUUACGAGAACUUGGAUAAGAAAGGCCCAAGCAGUACACAACGUCUGAUGGGUAGGAAGAAAGCUCCCGGAGUCUCGUUGCUUCAGGUUGACACGGUGUUUGUUCCUAUCUGCAGAGGUAGUCAUUGGACUGUAGGAGUCGUACGACCCAUAGCUAGAACUAUUGAGUAUUUCGAUAGUUUGCAAGGGUCUCCAAAGACAUUCAUCAAACUGACGCGGGGGUGGUUGAAAUUUCAACUCGGUGCGGAUUACAAAGAAGAUGAAUGGAAGACCCCAAACACUGGAUGUACCAGACAAAUGAAUGGUUAUGAUUGUGGAGUAUUCGUCUGUACAAAUGCUCUUUGCGUUGCUCUGGGCGUCAAUACUGACUGUUAUAAUGGGACGGAUAUGACGACCAUGAGAAGGAACAUCGCUGCGCUCUUAAUUAAUAAAGGCUUUCAAGGUGAUUUCGCUUGGGGCCAGGGAGUUUUUUAA
This is a messenger RNA of Botrytis porri, 1545 nucleotides long. RefSeq lists its product as uncharacterized. Gene Ontology annotation, molecular function: deSUMOylase activity. Gene Ontology annotation, cellular component: nucleus. The transcript is spliced from 3 exons. The coding region runs from base 1 to 1545 and encodes 514 amino acids. Lineage: Eukaryota; Fungi; Ascomycota; Leotiomycetes; Helotiales; Sclerotiniaceae. The record is from RefSeq and is a predicted model, not a curated record. Gene Ontology annotation, biological process: protein desumoylation.